AUAUCUGUCAUUCUCGAGUGGGGAACGAAUUAGACGGGUCAGGUCUGUGAGAAGGUCCUUCGUAUGGCGCUCGAACAUCUGCUGAUCUCCCUCUGGACGAGACAACGAAGAAAGUCGUGCGUGGGGAUGGGGUAUCUGAGAAACCAAAGCCAAGGGAAGGAAGCACAGGGGAAUGCUCCAGUGGAGUCAGUUCAGUGACAUUGCACUGUCUGUGGACUGUUGGCGGCAGGCCAUCUGCAGGAUUGUCAACCUGUGUGGAGACUGUUCCCUUCUCUUCUAUUCUAUACUAUUUCUGGUUUUUUGCAAAUGAGCUUGAUUCCGUUUUUCUCAUAUUCUCAUGAUUAAUUCUCAUAUUUUGUGGAAGAGAGAGAGAGAGAGAGAUGUAUGUGUUGAGGAAUCUUGAUCUCGUUUAGUUCCGUGUUUCUUUUGUGCUACAAGACGAGGACGAAGAGUAGUGCUUCACGGCACGCAGAAUCGAGGAGGAUCGAGUUGUUUGAUUGCCGAGGAGAAGAAAUCCUUUUCGGAGUCUCCAUUGUCAGAGGCAGUAGCACGAGUCUCACACGGCACCGUUGCAGGCGAUGCCGUCAUUGAAGAGCCAACCCCACGAGCUCGGAUGCAUGAGCAAUCUUUGCAGUCUUCAGCGAAAGCCCGGAUGACAUUCUCCACCAGAUGAGUUUCUUCCACCUGGAACUGCUCCAUAAAGCAGAAGAAGGGGAGCAGCUCCGGAAACAUCUAGAAACGGGGAAAGCUUUGGGUCCAUUCGGACGACUGAUAGAUCGAUCGAUCGACUGGCCCCGAACGCGUGAGGAACGAUGACAGACUCGAUCCCUAAAGUCUCUGGACACCCCAUGCCGCAUGAAAAAGCGACUAUGGCGACGCCUAGUCUCGAACGACCGUUUCCUCCCCUUCUCCGAGCAACCAUCAUCGAAGAUCAGGAUCCCCUUCAAGACAAUUACUACUCUCACGCCAAGAGUCAUAGCGACCCUUGAGGCGAGAGUUGCAAUGACUUGGAGGAGGGUCUUAGCGACCCUCCAGUGCGAACGCAGUUCCCGCUUCCGACUCUCGAAUCAGCGCCCCAGGGCCACUGCACACGUCAUCGACCUUCUUCUACAGGACGACCAUACUCUUCACGAAUCCGCCAGUCGAGAAGUACCGCAUUCGCAGCAGCAGCAGCAGCAGAUGUACAGCGCACGGUUCCGUGGAUGGAGAUCUGAAAAUCGAUCGCACUCCUCUGGUGGUAGAUUUGGGGUCACAGAUCUGACGAGGAGCUUGUGAAGGCUGUAUGCUGCCGAUGAGCGAGAAGUGAAAAUGGGGUCGGGACCCGGGACGGUGAUUGCAUCUUUCAGCGACGACCGAUUCCAAUUACGAGGUUGGGCCCGAGACGUGUACAAGACUCGUGAAUUCCCAUGGCCCUCGUCCCCAUCGGCUUUCUCGAGCGUCCAUUAGGUCGAGACGAGCUGUGCAGUCAGCGGUAGAAGUCAAGUCCUGCAGUCGAUUGCGCAGUCGAGGAGUAACGUGACCGGCAUCGACUUCUGGCGACUGGAAGAAGCAUAUCCUCGGGCAUGUCCUCUGUUCGACGACGACGUGUUCGCAUGCACAUGCUUCGUCGCCGGUUCCUGAUGCUCGUGAAACAGCACGAGCUUGCGUGCUCGGUCCCCGUGAAGGCUGUGAUGGCAGCUAUGACUGCGCAGCUGAAUUUCUGAUCCGGCCUCCUUCGUCCUCGUUCUCGGACGAUGGACCAGGCAACCGACACACUUCUCUCGUUUCUGGCUGUGAACCCGAGUCCCGACGACAUUAUGGAAAGCCGGUCCUCGAGGCAGGACCCAGAAGGAAGGAGGGAGGAAGACAUACGAAAGCAUCGGAUAUUCCUUAUCGCGAGCCUUCCCAUUCUCAUUCCCACGAUUUGUGCAGCUGGUGGCUGCGGUAGAUACCAAAUGGAUUCGAGGAGUUCGGAAGAUGCGCGAUGUCUGGUGGAUGUGCGAAAUUCCGAGUUGAUAACUGGUCGAUGAUUUUACACCUUCAAUAUUAUUUUAUGAACACCAUUAUGAUCUGCGGGGAUGCACGCCCCAUGGCUCGUGCCAUCAUUGCCUGGCUCAAAGCUGCCAUUCUCAGCUAAGCAUUGGUGCGAUCCUCCACAGCGCCAGUCAUUCACUGUGACAGUUGACAGCAGCUGGAGUCGGAAUGGAGAGAUAUAUUGAAGGCGAUGCAGGGUGAUGGACCCAUUGCACAGAGUGAUGGAAAAGGGAGGUUGCUGAAGGGAGAAAGCAAUAGCGUCGCAGUGAUGGCCAAAUUCCAUGGGAUGUCAGGAUUUGGUAGCCGAGCCUCCAGAUGCCUCCGAUUCCAAUUCCAAUUCCAAUUCCAGUAUUGUUCCAGCUCCGUCAGCUUGAGUCUAGUGUCAAAGGUCUAGAAAAUAAAAUGGAGGGCUAUCCGUCAUCCAGCGAGCCAGUCAACCAACCCGUCCGGCGACAUGCCGAGAAAGCAUCUGGUAGUGCGAAACUUCCAUGGGGCGCAGGCAGGCCGGCAGGAAUGCAGAAACCGCGGCUGGAUCCGGUGGAAUUCUUCAGAGGCACCACGAAAUCGACACCCGGUGCAGGUGUCUAUCCUCCCCAUAUCAAGGAUGCAGUUUGACUGACGUAUUUUCGAGCAGGGUUCCGGAGGCAGUGCAGACACGAGCCAUUGGCAAGCAAUACAGUGCUGUGCCGUGCUCUGUUUUCUGUCAUGUCACCGACAUGGUCAUGGACUCGGCCGUCGAGUUUAAGAGCUCGACGCGUGCAAUUGCUGAAUGAAUAUAUACUCAAGUUAGCACGGUACGCUUGGACCUGGAUGUUACCCCCUUGCAUACACGAGCAGAGGUCUUCUACCAUGAGCCGAGCUUUGACCGCCGAGACUCAAGAAGACAGAGAGAGGGAGGAGAAUCAAUCGGCAUCAGUUCUCUCUCUUUGAUAUGCAGUGAGCUGAGCUUGAACAGAAGCAGCACAAAUUCCAACGUCCGAUGUCAGGCUCGCUUAAAGACCUCGCACAGGUCUCCAAGUCCAACCGCAGUCACUGCAUACGAAACGCCUGCAGGCACUGCCACUCGAUAUUCUCCCAUAAAUUAAGGGGGGAAAACAACAGCGCUCAGAAAGUCCUCUUUGCCAGGUUUGUGUCGCUUCUGUCAAAAAGGUCGUCGAUAGAUACAUGGCGGAUUUGAGCGAGAAAGGCCGUUGCAAAGAGUUGCGAGAGGAGAGGAGGACUGUCGUCGUUAGGGGAAGAAACAGCUGACAGUGAUUUUCAGAGUUGCUAUGCGCAUUAUUGUGCAGCCAUAAAGAACAGAGAGACGAGGUUUACAAUAAAAAAGGAGGGUGACGCAAGAGAUUGCGUCCACUGUCAUUCCUUUGCUCGCUCGGAUAGAGCAUGGCGGAAUCUCAAGUCGGGUCCGCGAGGCACCGUCGGUACCGACGACGUAAGCACACAUGUCGACUGUCUUCGAGCGCGAAUCCGACAGCUUGACGCAAUGCGAGAUCAAUGCCACCGGCGUACAUCAAAAUUUACGCUCUGCAGUGAACGACAGUCGGCACAAAAUGUCAACAGUCUCGCACAGUUCGUUCCCGCUGUCACUCAUGCGGUCAUCCUCUCGAGUACAGAGACGGAAGCUGCCUCUGCCAUCGGCAUGUGCGCGGAUAUGCUUCUCGUUCUCGUCCCUGCCCCCGUUCCCAGCUCUUCGAGCCUGCCUGGAUCUUGACCAUGCUCAUUCCUGCAUCGGCGACAGAGCCUGCCUGUCUCACCAUUGCAAUCAAUAAUCAUGAGAGCACAAUACGUAAGACUUAUGUCAAACGGACCGCCUCUGAUACUCUGCCUACUUACAGAAUCGUCAUCAGUCCAAACGGACCAGCCAUGACUGAAAACUCUUGUGGAGAGGGAUUGUUCGGGAAUUUUCCGACUCAGAUUGAUGCUUUGCAUCCGUCCCUCUCUGUCCGCGAGCCAUGUCUAAUAAGGCGGCAACAAUUCCUUUUUUUUUUCAUUUCCAGUCGUGCCGGCUCUGUUCGUCACGAGGACGAGCUCGGAAUUAUGCGACGGGUAUCUGAGGACAAGACACUGGAACUCGAGACAUCUGCGACGACGACGACGAUGGUGAUGAUGACGAUGAUGCAACCGUCGACCGCGUGUCGUGGAAAGUUUAGGCUCUGUUUAGGGUUGACCAUCAAUUCGUCAUUCAAUUUC
Marchantia polymorpha subsp. ruderalis is the source of this 4200-nucleotide messenger RNA. The record is from the annotation of a GenBank genome assembly. NCBI's taxonomy places the organism in Eukaryota, Viridiplantae, Streptophyta, Marchantiopsida, Marchantiales, Marchantiaceae.